AUGGUAACAACAACAAAAGGAUGCGUAACUCAAAUUAUUGGCCCUGUAUUAGAUAUAGAGUUUCCGAAUGGUAAAUUACCUAAAGUAUUUAAUGCAUUAAAAGUAGAAGGGCCAGAUAACAUUAUUACUUGUGAAGUACAACAAUUAUUAGGAGAUAAUAGGGUAAGAGCUGUAGCUAUGAGUUCUACUGAUGGACUACAAAGAGGUGUUGGUGUUGUAGAUACUGGUGCUCCAAUUACAGUUCCAGUCGGCAUUCCUACACUUGGUAGAAUUUUUAAUGUUCUUGGUGAACCUGUUGAUAACUUAGGCUCUAUUUCUUCAACUGAAUCACUACCUAUACAUAGAUCUGCUCCUUCUUUUGUACAAUUAGAAACACAACCUUCAAUUUUUGAAACAGGAAUUAAAGUAGUUGAUUUAUUAGCACCAUAUAGAAGAGGCGGUAAAAUAGGACUUUUUGGAGGGGCUGGUGUUGGAAAGACAGUAUUAAUUAUGGAAUUAAUUAAUAAUAUUGCAAAAGCUCAUGGUGGAGUUUCAGUUUUUGGUGGUGUUGGUGAGCGAACCAGAGAAGGUAAUGACUUAUAUGAAGAGAUGAAAGAAUCAAAAGUAAUUAAUGCUGAUAAACUUACAGAAUCUAAAGUUGCAUUAGUUUAUGGACAAAUGAAUGAACCACCUGGAGCAAGAAUGAGAGUUGGUUUAACUGCUUUAACAAUGGCAGAAUAUUUUAGAGAUAUUAAUAAACAAGAUGUUUUAUUAUUUAUUGAUAAUAUUUUCCGUUUCGUACAAGCAGGAUCUGAAGUAUCUGCUCUACUUGGACGUAUGCCUUCUGCUGUAGGUUAUCAACCUACAUUAGCGACAGAAAUGGGUGCUUUGCAAGAAAGAAUUACAUCAACUAAAGACGGUUCUAUAACUUCUAUUCAAGCUGUUUAUGUACCUGCUGAUGAUUUAACUGAUCCUGCUCCUGCUACAACAUUUGCACAUCUUGACGCAACGACUGUAUUAUCAAGAGGCUUAGCAGCAAAAGGUAUUUAUCCAGCUGUUGACCCUUUAGAUUCUACUUCAACAAUGUUACAACCUUCUAUUGUAGGAGCAGAACAUUAUGCAACUGCACAACAAAUAAAAUCUACUUUACAAAGGUAUAAAGAACUACAAGAUAUAAUAGCUAUUUUAGGUUUAGAUGAACUAUCGGAAGAAGAUCGUUUAACUGUUGCUAGAGCACGUAAAAUUGAACGCUUUCUAUCACAACCAUUUUUUGUAGCUGAAGUUUUUACUGGAUCUCCUGGAAAAUAUGUUUCUUUAGAAGAGGCUAUUAAAGGUUUCCAAAUGAUUUUAAAAGGAGAACUUGAUGAUUUACCAGAACAAGCUUUUUAUCUUGUUGGAAAUAUUGAAGAAGCUAUUAGUAAAGCCGAAACUUUUAAGUAA
This is a messenger RNA of Chondrus crispus (carragheen), 1419 nucleotides long. NCBI's taxonomy places the organism in Eukaryota, Rhodophyta, Florideophyceae, Gigartinales, Gigartinaceae. The record is from the annotation of a RefSeq genome assembly.